Cajanus cajan (pigeon pea) is the source of this 1333-nucleotide messenger RNA. RefSeq names its product LOW PSII ACCUMULATION protein (DUF1995). NCBI's taxonomy places the organism in Eukaryota, Viridiplantae, Streptophyta, Magnoliopsida, Fabales, Fabaceae. The record is from RefSeq and is a predicted model, not a curated record.
UGUGUGCAUACAUAGAUUUAUUCACAAAAAUUAACUAGCAUAUAAAAAUUGACGGCGCAUGAAUAAAACUAGAAUAAUUCACAAAAUUGACUCAUGUUUACUAUUGUACUUGUUGGCGGCAUCUCUCUUUGCAUGAGAGGUACAGGUUGAAAAUGGUUUUAUCCAGUUCCAUGAUUCUCUCUAAUUCUCCAAUCGCAUCUCCUUCUCUACCAACUUCAACGGUUACCAAGUUGGAAACUUUUUUGCUGAAAAAUGAUGGGGUUACCAGAAUUAGAGGAGUGACUGCUUCUUCCGUGGUACCCAGAAACCGAAAAAUAGCAACAUGUUCUGUAUCGAGAGAUAGCAACGCCUCUGUUGAGACUGAUUUCCCUGCUGAUUACUCGGAGCUUCUGGAACAAGCUAGAGUAGCUGUGGAAUUGGCUAUGAAGGAUGACAGACAGCUAAUGGAGAUUGAGUUUCCCACGGCUGGACUCGGGUCUGUACCAGGUGAUGGGGAAGGUGGAAUAGAAAUGACUGAGAGCAUGCAAUUGAUUCGUGAAUUUUGUGACCGCUUCAUUAGUUCAGAGAAAACCACACGAACUAGAAUAUUUUUUCCAGAGGCUAACGAAGUUGACUUUGCCAGAAAAUCAGCCUUUAGUGGAUCUUCUUUUAAGUUGGACUAUUUGACAAAGCCUUCAUUUUUUCAAGAUUUUGGUUUUGUUGAGAAAGUAAAAAUGUCAGACAGAGUGAAGACUGGAGAUGAACUUUUCUUGGUAGCCUACCCAUAUUUUAAUGUCAAUGAAAUGCUUGUUGUGGAAGAACUUUAUAAAGAGGCAGUCUUGAACACUGAACGAAAACUGAUUAUUUUCAAUGGAGAACUCGAUCGUAUAAGAUCUGGAUAUUAUCCACCAUUCUUUUACCCAAGGCUUGCUGCACUUACAAAGACCUUCCUACCUAUGAUGGAAACUGUGUACUAUAUUCAUAAUUUCAAGGGCCGCAAUGGAGGAACACUUUUUAGGUGCUAUCCAGGACCCUGGAAGGUCCUCAGAAGAGUGGGGAAUAGUCGAUACUUUUGCAUACAUCAGCAGAAAAGUAUGCCAUCCCUCAAGGAAGUUGCCCUUGAGAUUCUUCCAUCAGCUUGAUAUUUCAGGAAUGGAAAGCUGUAAGCAAUUCUAGUUUCCUACGUACCAUAACAUAGUGAAUCAACAAUGGUGUCUUUUUCAGAGCCACGAUAUUAUUUUGAUGUAUAUGUCUUAUGCACAACAAUAACAUUUCUUAAUCGUUACCCGAAAGAAAAAUCUUGAAUAUAUGAACAUACCAUCUACUAAUAUCAAUCAACAAGUCAUCUUCAAGA